Molecule: messenger RNA, 1275 nt
Organism: Onychostruthus taczanowskii (white-rumped snowfinch)
Lineage: Eukaryota; Metazoa; Chordata; Aves; Passeriformes; Passeridae
Gene: SLC61A1
Product: major facilitator superfamily domain containing 5
Exons: 3
Coding region: 40-1275 (411 amino acids)
Biological process (GO): molybdate ion transport
Cellular component (GO): membrane
Molecular function (GO): molybdate ion transmembrane transporter activity
Source: RefSeq, a predicted model, not a curated record
CGCCGGGGUCCGGGGGCUCUCCUGAGCCCCCUCCCCACCAUGUUCCUGCUGCCCUGCUCUGCCCUCGCCCUCCUCCUCCUCACCUGCCUGGCUCUGGAGCCGCCCCCGCGCCGCCCCCCGCCCUCCAACCCCGCGUUCCGCGGCUUCCAGCGGCAGUUCCUGCUGGGAUACCUGCCGGCGCUGGCUGCCGACUGGCUGCAGGGCCCGCUGCUCUUCCAGCUGCUGCACGGCCGGGGCUUCCUGCGCAGCCAGAUCGCCGCCCUCUACUCCUGCGGCUUCGCCUCCAACGUCGCCUUCGGCCUCGUCUCCGGGGUUUUUGUGGAUCGGCUGGGCCGCAAGAAGUCCUGCGUGCUGUCCUCGGGGCUGUGCUCCGUGUCCUGCCUGCUGCAGCUCUCCCAGGAUUUCUUGGCGCUGGCAGCUGCCCGGGUGCUGGCGGGGCUCGGCACCUCCCUGCUCUUCUCCGCCUUCGAGUCCUGGUACGUGCACGAGCACCUGGAGCGCCACGACUUCCCGGCCGAGUGGAUUCCCGACACCUUCUCCCGCGUGGCGCUCUGGAACGGCGGCCUGGCCGUGGCGGCGGGGCUGCUGGCCGAGCUGCUGGCCGAGGGGCUGGCGCUGGGCCCCGUGGCCCCGUUCCUGGCGGCGCUGCCCUUCCUGGCUCUCUCGGGGAUCUUCGCCGGGAAAAACUGGGAUGAGAACUACGGGAAGAGCCGGCCCUGCGGGAAGGCCUGCGGGGAAGGCCUGCGGGGCCUCGUAUCCGAGCCGCGGGCGCUGCUCCUGGGGCUGGUGCAGGCCCUGGUGGAGAGCAUCCUGCUCAUCUUUGCCUUCCUUUGGACGCCCGUCCUGGAGCCGCACGGGAUCCCGCUGGGAAUCGCCUUCUCGGGCUUCACGGCCGCCGGCGCCGCGGGCUCGGCGCUGUUCCGGCGCGGCGUCACCGGGAGGCUCCGGCUGCAGCCGCUGCGGCUCCUGCCCGGCUCCGUCCUGCUGCUGGCGCUGGCCCUUCUGCUCCUGGCCCUGCCGCUGGACGCCCCCGGCGACUUCCUCGCCGUGCUGCUGCUGCAGCUCUCCUGCGGGAUCUACUUCCCGGCCAUGGCGUUCCUGCGGCGCCGGCUGGAGCGCGGCGGGGACCCGGCGGGGGCGGCGCGGUGGCUGCGGUGUAAUGGGGACAGCAGGGCUCCGCCUUCCGCCAGCUUCGUCUUCCGAUUGGCUGAGGGAGCCGUCAGUCGUGGCGCAGCGGGUGGCGAUUGGUCCGUGGAGCUCAAUGGGCGGGCAUAG